AUGCUACGCCAUCAGCGAACCGAUCUGGGGUCAGUGAACUGGCCCAGUCUCCUUGAUGCUGUGGCGAAGAAUCUUGUCGAUCAAGACUUGGACGGAUGGUUCCGUCCAAUCCCGGGCCCGUCUAUUCUCCUGAAGAAGCGAAAUGUCGCACACGAUUUGCUUUUCGAGGAUGAAGAUUAUUUCGUGGCACUUCCGGUGCCGCCUUUGGCGGCUGCUCCUGCACCGGGUGUGGCGGCCACUCCGGUGCCACCUGUGGCGGCUGCUCCUGGUGGAGCAGUGCAGACGGCUGGGAACUGCUUGGCUGAUGGACAGCCUCCGACGGCUUCCAACCGCUCGCUGGGUUCGGCUGCUCUUGCAGCGGACACCUCGGCACCCGAGGAUUCGACGCCGGCCAUGAGCUUCUUAAUGAACACGGCCCGCAGAUCGUUGGAUCAGGUGUUCGCCAGUGCAAAUGAUGAGAAGGCUGUCAAGCCGAAGGAGAACAAAAAGAAGAAGAAAGAAGAGAAGGACGGCACUUCCUCGCCUUCGGAGGAGAGCUCGUCCGCCGAGAAGAGCGAUCUGGAGCUGGACGACUGUGCUUCGCUGUUUGGCCUCGUGAAGAAGGAUUUGACCCGCCCGAGCACAGCUGUUCGACUCGACGAUCUGAGCUGUCGCCAGUUGGGUUUCGUGAUGGCGAAUGUGCUCGAGGCAGUGGAAGGCCUGCUGAUUGAUCGUGCUUGCACGGCGAAGCGGAACAAGCAUGGGGCAGAGCACAACAGUGCCCUCUUCGAGGCCAAGACGGCGGCGACGGUCUGGAAGAAGCGACUGGCAUCGCUGCUGAGCACCCGAUCCUUGUUCUUGAGGAAGAACAAAGACAGCCGGGCUACGUUCGCCGAGAAGAUCGAGCAGACCAUGGUUCGCCUUCGUGAGGCAGAUUGUUUUCAGAACCAAGAAGCCAGCGAAGAUCUGAAGAAGUGCUUGGGAAAGCCGGGCAAAGCCAAGGCGACUGCCGAGCCGAAGAGUGCGAAGAAAAAGCGAAGGAAGUCUGAGAAGAAGCCAGAGGGCCCACCCAAGAAGAAAGCCAAGCUCGUGGUUCCCAAGGAGGAGUCCGAUGAUGACAACGACAAGACGGAGCGAACAGAGAAAAAGGACAAGGACAAGGACGGCGACGGCGACGGCGAGCUCCUCGAUCCGCAUGUGCCGACUCCUCCGUCGGACGCCUUCAGCAGUCCAGAGCCGGAGCCAGAGGACGACGACGAGCAGGCUUCCCAGCCCGACUCCGAGAUGAUUGACAAUGAUGAUGCAGAGGACGAGGAGGACGGCGACGACGACGACGAUGAGGAUAUCUUCACAGGCCCUUACAAGGUCUUGCAGAAGGCCCCCUCCAAGGAGCAGCUCUUGAAUGCCCUGCCUCCCAAGCUCGCUGCCCAGAAGUCCAAGUUGGAUGACGACCUUCUGAAAACAAUCCCGCAGACGGUCUCGCAGGCUGACUUCGACAACUGGAUCGCUGUGCUCCUCAAGGAGGAUAUGCUGUCUUUGAAGGACGUGCAAGCAUGCUCAGGCAUGGAAGGGCCGCUGUCCUCGCAUCUAUCCGUGUCCAAGUCCUUCUACAACAAGAUCUCCAUAAAGGGCAAGCAGCUCUUCGAUACAUGGGUGGAUUCGUUGAGGUAUCCUGCAGAGGCCCGAGUCAGUACUUAUGGUUGGUUUGCGGUUUCUCUUCAGCCAACCCCAAUUGAUCCCUGCCGGCCAGGACACCCGAGUAUCCACGCCGACAGGUCGCCGCCCAGCAAAUGCCAAGUUGUCUUCGACGUAGUAGCUUCCUGA
Molecule: messenger RNA, 1803 nt
Organism: Symbiodinium sp. CCMP2592
Lineage: Eukaryota; Dinophyceae; Suessiales; Symbiodiniaceae
Source: the annotation of a GenBank genome assembly